GGUGAGUUUCCCCCGCAUGCGCAGUGAGCUCCGUCGGCCUCCUCCACUCGAUGCUUUUCGGGCGCUCAAAAAAUGCACUGGAAGCUGGCGAGGUCUCCUCUCCCGAGCUCAGUCACCAUCAAAAGUCGCCUUUCGGACUACGCCAGACACCUCCCGCUGGCGAGGUUUUUAUUCAUGUUUUUGGUAGCGCUCCGUCGAACUGAGUCAUCGCCGAACUACCGCCGGCGCUGAUGCGGCCGUGUUGUGACGCCGGUCCCGCGUCCCCCCGGUGCCUCCUCGCCGCCGCAUGACUUCUGACCUCCAACCUCGCCACCUUCCUCUGCAGCGGCCGAGCGUCUCCUCUCGCCUCCCGCUCCCCCGCCGAGGAGCCGCCGAGCGACUGGCGUCGAACACGCGGCGCCGUCUGAUCCCCUUUCCUCCUCUUCCCGCUCCCAGAACCCCCCCCACAGGUCGCAGUUUUUUUCUUCCCGGCGCUAUCGAGCCCGGUCGGGCCAGCCGCGCGCACUCUUCGAAGCUGGGGCGCGACUCGUGUGAUGCGACCAUGUCGGGUCUGGGCGAGCGCCGGCCGGUCAACGCGGACUACGCCGUCUCCCUGCUGGAGCAGCUCAAGUUCUUCUACGAGCAGAAGCUGCUGACGGACGUGGUGCUGCUGGUGGACGACACCGAGUUCCCGUGCCACAAAAUGGUGCUGGCCGCGUGCAGCUCUUACUUCAGAGCGAUGUUCAUGGGCGGGCUGAGCGAGAGCAAGCAGACGCACGUCAGCCUGCGCAACGUGGACGCCGCCACGCUGCAGAUCAUCAUCACGUACGCCUACACGGGCCACCUGGCCAUCACCGACAGCACCGUGGAGCCGCUCUACGAGACCGCCUGCUUCCUGCAGGUGGAGGACGCGCUGCUGCAGUGCCGCGACUACCUGGUGAAGAAGAUCAACCCGGAGAACUGCGUGCGCAUGCUGAGCAUCGGCGACCUGUUCAGCUGCAGCGAGCUGAAGCAGAGCGCCAAGCGCAUGGUGGAGCACAAGUUCCCCACGGUGUACCGGCAGGACGCCUUCCUGCAGCUGUCGCACGAGCUGCUCGUCGACGUGCUGAGCAGCGACAAUCUCAACGUGGAGAAGGAGGAGACGGUGCGCGAGGCGGCCAUGCUGUGGCUGGAGUACAACAUGGAGGCGCGCUCGCAGCACCUGUCGUCGGUGCUCAGCCAGAUCCGCAUCGACGCGCUCUCGGAGGUGACGCAGCGCGCCUGGUUCCAGGGCCUGCCGCCCAACGACAAGUCGGUGGUGGUGCAGGGCCUGUACAAGUCCAUGCCCAAGUUCUUCAAGCCGCGCCUGGGCAUGACCAAGGAGGAGAUGCUGAUCUUCAUGGAGGCGCUGGCGGAGUCCCCGGGCAUAAGGGUGGUGAUGACGUCGGUGCCCGCCGCCAUGGUGUGCUACAGCCCGCAGGCCGAGAAGGUCUACAAGCUCUGCAACCCGCCGCGGAACCUGCAGAAGGUGGGCACGCUGGUCACGCCCGACAACGACGUGUUCAUCGCCGGCGGCGAGGUGGUCCUGGAGAACGCCUUCAGCCGCGGCGGCGGCCUGCAGGUGGUGGUGGACGCGGUGGACAGCUUCUUCUGGCUGGACGCCCAGCAGAACACCUGGGUGGCCAAGACGCCCAUGCUGUGCGCCCGUCUCAAGCCGUCGCUGGUGUACUGCGACGGCUGCAUCUACGCGGUCGGCGGCGACAACGUGGGCGGCGACCUCGACAGGCGCACGGUGGAGCGCUACGACCGCCAGAAGGACGAGUGGAGCAUGGUGAGCCCGCUGCCGGCGGCGUGGAGCUGGAGCACGUGCGUGGCGGCGCACGACCGCAUCUACGUGCUGACGCACGACGUCAUGUACUGCUACGUGCCGCGCGCCGACGCCUGGGUGGAGAUGGCCCUGCGCAAGACCAGCCGCUGCUACGCUUCGGCCGCCGCCUUCGGGGACCUCAUCUUCUACCUGGGCGGCCUGCACGUGGCGGGAAGCUCGCGCGCCGGCCCGCGCCUCCCGCCCAGCGCCGUGGAAGGCUCCUCGCUGACGGUGGAGAUCUACGACGUCAACAAGAACGAGUGGCGCCAGGCCGCCAACAUCCCGGCCAAGCGCUACUCCGACCCGUGCGUGCGCGCCGUGGUGCUGCUGGACGGCCUGUGCGUCUUCAUGCGUGAGACGCUCAUGCACGAGCGGCCCAAGUACGCCAUCUACCAGUACGACGUGGAGCUGGACCGCUGGUACCUGCGCCAGCCCGUGUCCGAGCGCGUCCUCUGGGAGCUGGGCGACAACUUCCACUGCGCCGUGGGCAAGCUGUACCCGUCCUGCCUGGAGGAGUCCCCGUGGAAGCCGCCCGCCUACCUCUUUUCGCCCGACAGCGCCGAAGAGUUCGACGUGGACGGCGAGCUGCUCCCCCUCGUAUAGCGCUGAACCUUCCCCUGAGGCGGGAGGGGGGCAAGCAAAAGGAAAAGGGCGCCGUGACGACUGGCAAACACAAACGACGUCACCUUUUUUUUUUUUUUUUUCUUUCCUUGUCGAUCUCACAAUGCAGCGCGGCGGAGGCUCCGUUUGUGGAGUUUGCAUGUUGUCCCCCCCCCGUUUGCGUGGGCACUCCGCCUUCCUCCCACAUUCCGAGAUCGUUCACGUUGGCACAAUUGAGGAUUCUAAAUUGCCUGAAAAGUUUGAAUACGUUUGUCGAUGAUGCGAAAGUUUUAAAAGAGUUAAUAGGGAACGUCGGCAAGUAAUUGCUGUCGGAUGCCACCGGAUGGCGGCAAAGCACUGCUCGUGUCUAAUUGGCACCUCCCCCGACUUCAACGUUCAUGCCCCGGCACCGGAAAUGCAAAUAUACGGAAACGUCAGGAUGACGCUAAAAUGCUGUAGCUCAUCGCUCAAAAUAUAUCUGAUAGAAGCUAAUUUAAUACGUUUAUCAGGCAAAUUUCCAUCGUCAAAUUCACGGCAGGCGUCUGCGGGUCUGCCAUCGAGCCGCAGUCGCGAGUCUUCGGGCAGCGGUUUUCGUGUCAUCGGCAGGUUGUGACAAAUACUGGAAGAUCGACUGAAAUUGAGUUCACGUAUAAAGGUUACCGUGCGUUUUAGGUGCAUCCUCAAAUUCCCCCCCCCCCCCCCCCCCAGACC
This is a messenger RNA of Syngnathoides biaculeatus (alligator pipefish), 3136 nucleotides long. RefSeq names its product kelch repeat and BTB (POZ) domain containing 2 (gene kbtbd2). The record is from RefSeq and is a predicted model, not a curated record. Bases 287 to 2428 code for a protein of 713 amino acids. The transcript has 4 exons. NCBI's taxonomy places the organism in Eukaryota, Metazoa, Chordata, Actinopteri, Syngnathiformes, Syngnathidae. Gene Ontology annotation, molecular function: protein binding.